CAGCCCCGCCCCCGCCAAAGAACCCCACCACCAUCCAGCAACGACAAUUUACCACCCUCCAAAGUCGCUCCUGAGUCACCUCGAGACAGUCACGCCGACGCAGCUGCAAUCCAUCCGCAGUCUCAAGGAACAAUCCGCCCCGCCAAUCUCCUUCUCUGCCCCACCAAAGCUACAAUCAUGCUCGACCUGCAAGAUUUCAUCAAGGAGCGCGGUGGUGACCCAGAGAAGAUCCGGGACUCCCAGCGUCGUCGCCAUGCACCCGUCGAGGUCGUCGACGAGGUUAUCGCCCUAUGGGAUGAACACCGCAAGACCCAAUACUCUGCGACGCAGAUCGGAAGCGAGAUCAACACCGUACAGAAGGAGAUUGGCAUGAAGAAGAAGAACAAGGAGAACGCCGACGACCUGCUCAAGAAGAAGGAGGAUCUGCAGAAGCAGAAGAAGGACAAGGAGGAUGAGGCGACAGCGAAGCUUGUCACGCUCAACGCCAAGGCCAAGAGCAUCGGAAACUACGUUCAUGAGUCCGUCCCUAUCAGCGACAACGAGGACAACAACGUCACGGAGCGCGAAUGGAAGCCCGAGGCCGGGCUCGGCGCCAAGACUGAGCAGACACUUAGCCACCACCAGAUUGUUACCAGACUCGCGGGCUACGACUCUGAGCGUGCUAUCAAGCUUGUCGGUCACAGGGGUUACUGCUUGACCGGCUACGGACUGUUUCUGAACCAGGCGCUCAUUAACUACGGUCUCGAGUUCCUCUUCAACAGGGGAUACACGCCCAACCAGCCUCCCUUCUUCAUGAACCGCAACCAGAUGGCCAAGACUGCCCAGCUUGAGCAAUUCGACGAGGAGCUGUACAAGGUCACGGGUGAUGGCGAGGAGAAGUACCUUAUUGCCACCAGCGAGCAGCCUCUCUCCGCACUUCACAGCGAGGAGUGGAUCCAGGGUGGCCAGCUGCCCAUCAAGUACGCCGGUUACAGCACAUGUUUCCGCAAGGAGGCCGGCAAGCACGGCAAGGAGGCAUGGGGUCUGUUCCGUGUGCACCAGUUCGAGAAGAUUGAGCAGUUUGUCUUCUGCAAGCCUGAGGACAGCUGGAAGCACUUUGAUGAGAUGAUUGCUGCUUCUGAGGAUUUCUACAAGAGCUUGGGUCUUCCCUAUCGGGUUGUUUCCAUUGUCUCCGGUGCUCUGAACAACGCCGCCGCUAAGAAGUACGAUUUGGAGGCUUGGUUCCCCUUCCAGCAGGAGUACAAGGAGCUUGUGUCUUGCUCCAACUGCACGGACUACCAGACCCGCGAGCUCGAGGUUCGUUACGGUGUCAAGAAGGCCAAGGAGGCCCCCGGUGGUGGCCGCAAGGAGUACGUCCACGCUCUCAACGCUACCCUCUGCGCUACCGAGCGAACCCUCUGCUGCAUCAUGGAGAACUACCAGACGCCCGACGGCUUCAAGGUCCCCGAGGUGCUGCGCAAGUACAUCCCCGGCCAGCCCGAAUUUCUGCCCUACGUCGCCGAGCUUCCCAAGGAAAUCACCGUCGUUGCCGGUCAGAAGAAGAAAUAGAUCAUGCCACUUCGUGUGAUCGAGGAGGGAGAUGGUGGAGAAUGAAGAGAACUGACACUAAGUGUCUGGUGAUGAACUCAUGUCCAGACUAUGAUGGAUAUGAGGAGAUCUUAACGGCGGUCGGUUAGGGGAUGGAUCAGUGAGACGAAACUUUGAAGAUACACCCAGACAAAUAAAUCUGCUCUACAACGA
Messenger RNA from Colletotrichum phormii, 1740 nucleotides. Its product is annotated as seryl-tRNA synthetase. Gene Ontology annotation, biological process: seryl-tRNA aminoacylation. Gene Ontology annotation, molecular function: tRNA binding; serine-tRNA ligase activity; ATP binding. The transcript is spliced from 11 exons. Lineage: Eukaryota; Fungi; Ascomycota; Sordariomycetes; Glomerellales; Glomerellaceae. Gene Ontology annotation, cellular component: cytosol. The record is from RefSeq and is a predicted model, not a curated record. Bases 178 to 1548 code for a protein of 456 amino acids.